This is a messenger RNA of Camelina sativa (false flax), 2188 nucleotides long. Its product is annotated as solute carrier family 40 member 3, chloroplastic. Gene Ontology annotation, biological process: iron ion transmembrane transport. Gene Ontology annotation, molecular function: iron ion transmembrane transporter activity. The record is from RefSeq and is a predicted model, not a curated record. Gene Ontology annotation, cellular component: membrane. NCBI's taxonomy places the organism in Eukaryota, Viridiplantae, Streptophyta, Magnoliopsida, Brassicales, Brassicaceae.
UUUUCACGCCCCCCACUUGAGUUGAGCUCUUCCGCUUAACGGCGUGCUUCGCGACGAACCGCCAUAGAUAAGGUUCUCUCUCUUUUUUUCCUUUUCCCCCUCAGGUUGAAUAAAAUGAUGUGGUGGCGAUUAAGUUAGCCAUUGGGAGAGACGAGUUUGUUUGCUUUGCAUGAGUCUUAGAGAAGACGAAGAGUACGAAUUAAUUACAACUCCAUUAAAAGAGUUCAAUUGCUUGAAGAAGAAAGCUUAGGAGAAGAGGAGAGAAUCAAAUCCCGGAAUGGUUGCUUCCAUGGCUCUGGUCCGGCACCACUCUCCGUCAUUCGAUUUUCUGUUUCAUUUCCCGGUCGACAGGAGCCGUUUUUUAUCGCCGGUGGCGUUUUCUACAGUUCGUCAUCGCUUCCCUUGUUGUAGAUGGUUAAGUCUCACCUCAUCACCUUCAUAUUCUCGCAGGUUGAACAGCUUUAAUUCAAGGUGUUCGAUUAUAAACACUGAUGUAUGUCAUGAUUUUGUCACUACUACUGAUGAUGACAUCAACGAGGAUUUGCCUACUACUACUCCAAUUGAGGAUCAUUCUAUUCCAAUUGUUCAUCUCGAUACCAAUCUCGCGGUUACUGAUUCUCUCAGCUUACUAACCGAGUGUACUUACGUAGAUACCGUUUUGACAGCAUUGCCCGUCUUGUCUGAGGAGGAGCAGACUGCCAUUGCAGCCACUCCAGCUCACCCUGAAGGAUUAUAUGUCUUAUAUGCGAGUUGUUUGGUCGGAAAUUUGGUUGAGCAACUUUGGAAUUUUGCGUGGCCGUCUGCCAUUGCAAUGCUACAUCCGAGCUUACUACCUGUGGCAGUCAUGGGCUUUGUCACUAAACUGGUGAUCAUUGCUGGGGGUCCAGUUGUUGGAAAGUUUAUGGAUUAUAGUCCAAGAGUCCCUACAUAUAUCUCGUUGAAUGUCGUUCAGGCAGCUGCGCAAGUGCUAUCUGCCGGAAUGAUAAUUCAUGCAUACACUGUUCCUUCCACAUCGGCAUCGUCUAUUCUUCUGCAGCCUUGGUUCUUUGCAUUGGUAUUCGCAGGGGCCAUUGACAGCCUAUGUGGAAUAGCAUCUGGAGUCGCCAUAGAACGUGAUUGGGUUGUAUUGUUGGCGGGAAUAAACAGACCAAUUGCUCUUGCACAAGCAAAUGCUGUUCUACACAGGAUUGAUCUGCUUUGUGAGAUUGCUGGGACGAUGUUAUUUGGCAUCCUCCUAUCCAAAUAUGACCCUGUGACCUGCUUAAAGUUUGCUGCCACACUAAUGAUAGGUUCUUUACCAACCAUGACAGCUCUUAUAUGGCUGACCAACAAGUUCUCCUCUGGUGUUCUGGAUCGUCCUAAAUGCUCCCAGAGCAGCUGUGCUGCUGAAGGACCUCGUUCUGAUACCGACAAUAUUUUUGAUAUUGGCAUGGAAACUAUCAAGCUCGGAUGGAAAGAGUAUAUUCAACAACCAGUUCUUCCCGCUAGCCUCGCAUAUGUCCUUCUCUACUUCAACAUUGUCCUCACCCCAGGCAGCUUGAUGACUGCAUUUCUAACACAACGAUGUGUGAAUCCAUCAGUUAUUGGGGGUUUCAGUGGAUUAUGCGCUGUUAUGGGCGUGGCCGCAACCUUCUUAUCAGCAAACUUGGUCAAACGAUUUGGCAUUCUAAAGGCAGGUGCAGUAGGAUUAUUUUUCCAAGCUUCACUCCUUGCUGUUGCUGUUACUGUUUAUUGUAGCUCUUCUCUAUCCCAAACAAGCCCACUCUUCUUCUUCCUUUCCAUGAUUGUAUUAUCGAGGCUAGGUCACAUGUCUUACGGUCUUGUGGGAGCUCAGAUUCUCCAAACCGGAAUUCCAUCGUCCAAGGCCAAUCUCAUCGGUGCAACAGAGAUCUCAGUGGCGAGUCUAGCUGAAUCGCUGAUGCUCGGAGUAGCCAUAGUGGCAAAUGACGCUUCCCAUUUCGGUUUUCUUGCGGUUCUGUCUCUUUUAUCAGUUGUUGCGGCCUCUUUGAUAUUCUGCAGACUGCUGAGAAAUCCCACUGAUGAACAAAGACGACUCUUCUCCUUCGACCCUCUCUCACAUUGAUUUGGAGUUUUUACAUUGAAAUGUUUUGUAUAGUAGUUUCACUUUCACUGUAUAAAUUAUUUAUUUAAAGUAUAAAGAAAAAAAAAACCAUGAUUUCUGACUUUA